AUGCAACUUGAAUUUCGAGAGACACUUGGGGAAAGGAUCAAUAAACAUUCAAGAGAAUGGUUGAAAGAAUUUAAAUUACAAGCAGAAAUGGGCGACGUUGAUGGAAUGAUAUGAUAUGCAAAACUUCUAUUUAAGGGAAAUAAAAGAAGACCACCUGAUGCGCCACAUGCAAUCUAUUGACUGCGAAAGGCUGCACGAACUAACCAUGAGGCAGCUUUCAGGGUUGCAAAAAUAUUUUUAAAAGGAAAAUACGUGAAAUCAGACCCAGAAAAAGCUUAUUUGUACUUUAGGAUCGCUUCUUUAUCUAGAUGUAAGUGCGGAAAAUAUUCAGAAGAGUUACAUUCGAAAAGAAUAUCAAAUGUGCACAGUUGCAUUCAUAAUGAGUCAUUAGAAGCAAUAAAAUCAAUGAAAUUAAGCGAUGCCGAUAUUAGCAGAUAUGAAGUUAAAUUCAUUUCUUGGAAAAAUGACAAUUUAAAAUAA
Messenger RNA from Blepharisma stoltei, 480 nucleotides. Lineage: Eukaryota; Ciliophora; Heterotrichea; Heterotrichida; Blepharismidae. The record is from the annotation of a GenBank genome assembly.